AACUGAUGUUUAAGUUUCAGACAUAAAGACAUAAGAAUCGUGUUACAGAAUCCUGGUGAACAGCUGGCUUGAGUCUCUACCUUUCUCUAUAAUAUCCUGUAGAAGAUCUUUAAUAAGAACAUUUACAGUCUUAUACAUUCUACACUCAGGACAGAAUCCGAAGGCGUUUGUAAACAAAGAUGGCGCUUUGGUAUCAGCUACAACAGCUGGACUCAACAUACCUGCAGCAGAUCGGCCAGCUUUACGACGAUGCGUUUCCCAUGGAGAUUCGUCAGUACCUCAGCCAGUGGAUUGAAACCACUGACUGGGAUGGUGUGGCCCUUGAUGAGUCCCUAGCGAGGCUACGUUUCCAUGACCUUCUCAGUAAGCUGGAUGAGCUUUAUGGCCGCCUGAAUCCGAGCAACAACUUCCUCCUUCAGCACAACCUCCGCAAAAUACAACAUAACCUACAGGAACACUUUCAGGAAAAUCCAGUGUACAUGGCUAUGAUUAUAUCCAACGCCCUGAAAGAAGAAAGAAGAAUUCUGGAUAUGGCCAUUAGAACGCAGGAUAAUACAGGCUCACCUCAGGGCAACAUUGUGAUGGAGAAGCAGAAACAACUGGACAACCAGGUGAACGAGCUGAAGAAAAAAGUGCAGAAAUCAGAACAGGACAUUAAGGCUCUGAAGGACCUACAAGACGAGCACGACUUCAAGAGGAAAACUUUACAGAGUAGAAUGGAGGUUCAAGUAAAUGCAUCUAUAGCAAAAGAGAUUCAGAUGGAGCAGUUGAAGAUCAGAGAAAUAUACCUUAAUCUGAACAGACUGAGAGAGGUAGUUGUAAAGGAGUUAUUAAAUACACUACAAUUAGCAGAUCUGAUCCAGAGCACACUCAUAUCAGAAACGCUUCCAGAGUGGAAGCAGAGGCAACAGAUAGCUUGCAUUGGUGGCCCUCCAAACGCUUGCUUGGAUCAAUUACAGAACUGGUUCACAGCAGUGGCAGAAUGUUUGCAGCAGAUCCGUCAUCAGCUAAACACGCUGCAGGAACUGGUGCUGAACUUCACUUACAAAAACGACCCCAUCGCUUUGAACAUGAGCUCAUUGCAGGAGCAGAUGCUGUCGCUCUUCAAAAAUCUCCUCAUCAAUUCCAUUGUGGUGGAAACGCAGCCGUGUAUGCCCACGCAUCCGCAGAGACCACUGGUGCUAAAGACUAGUGUCCAGUUUACAGUUAAAAUCAGGCUGCUGGUCAAUCUACCGGAGUUGAACUGCCAGCUAAAAGUUAAAGCAUCUUUUGAUAAGGAUAUAACAGAAAAGAAUAUGGCCAAGGGAUUCCGUAGGUUCAAUAUUUUAGGAACCAAUAUUAAAGUCAUGAAUAUGGAGGAAUCUAGUGGCUGCCUGUCUGCAGAGUUCCGGCACUUGCUACUGAAAGAACAGAAAGCAACUGGAAGUAAAACAAAUGAGUCUCCUCUUGUCAUCACAGAGGAACUUCAUUCCAUCAGCUUUGACACUCAACUCAAGCAAGCAGAUGUUUCCAUCGAUAUAACGACCACCUCACUUCCUGUAGUGGUAAUAUCUCAUAACAGCCAGAUGCCCAGCGCCUGGGCCUCCAUCCUCUGGUAUAACAUGCUCUGUACUGACUAUCAGAACCUUGGGUUUUUCCUGAACCCUCCUUUGAUGAUGUGGGGAGACCUAGCAAAGGUUCUGAGCUGGCAGUUUUCCUCGAUCACUAAGAGAGGUCUUAACAUGGAGCAACUGAGCAUGCUUGCAGAUAAAAUACUCGGUCCUGAGGCUCAAGAAGACCCGGAAACUCCAGUCUCCUGGAGCAAGUUCAUUAAGACAUCAUCCAAUGAGAGAGGAGUUGCUUUCUGGCUGUGGCUUGAUGGAAUCCUGGACCUCAUUAAACGAUGCUUACUGAACAUCUGGAAUGAUGGGUAUAUCAUGGGCUUUAUUAGUAAAGAGAAGGAGAAAAUUCUGCUUCAAGACAAACGUCCAGGCACUUUCCUCCUGCGCUUCAGUGAGACAUGUAAAGACGGAGGCAUCACCAUCACGUGGGUGGAGCAGUCCCUGAACGGUCAACCUCAGACACACUCUGUGAAGCCCUACAGGAAGUGGGAUUUAGUCAACCUCUCUUUUCCUGACGUCAUUCGGACCUACAUGUUGAUGGGCACGGAGAACAUUCCGGAAUAUCCUCUGCUCUAUCUGUAUCCGGACAUCCCAAAAGACGUCGCGUUCGGCCACUACUACAGCAGCACUUCAGAUGCUUCAGAAGACAUGGACGUGGAUAAACCAAAUCCCCCGGAUCCUUACUUGCCCAGACAGAUCAUUUCAGUGUCAGGCCCAGAAAGAAGACCUCAGGACAGAAUCCUGCCUGAGAGUCCAGGAUUUCAGUGUGCCGCAGAGCAUUAACAAAAACAACAGCAUGGAUGAUAUGGUUUAAAGGAAACCUACAUGCUGAUUUUAUUUUAUUUUUUUCUCUUAUCAGUGUGAAAGUUUGCCGCAGUAAAUCCGCAGCAGUGAAUGCUUCCAUCCUCGUCCUCCAGCUUUCCUGAAAAAGAAAUUUAACGUGUGUGUGUGUGUGUGUGUGUGUGUGUGUGUGUGUGUGUGUGUGUGUGUGUGUGUGUGUGUUUUAUGGUGAAUUUUUUGAAUUGCACUUUUGUAAAAAAUCAUUACAGUAUGUACCUGGGUGAAGAGACAGACAGAAUUUACCUCACAGCUUUAUUUAAUAUUGUACAUCUUAAAUUAAUAAUAUAGACUUGUAAUUUGAAACGGUUAGCUCAUACUCUGAAUCAGGUCACGUGUUCACACACUUCAUACAUUGAACUCGGUUACAUGUUAACACAGCUCAUAGUCUAGACGCGUUCACGUGUUAACACAGCUCAUAGUCUGGACCUGUUUCUUUAAAUGUUGGAAUUACGACUAACAAUAAUGUUAAAUAUUAAACAUUUUAAUUUAGUUCAGGAGAAAGUUCUGAUUUACUCCUGAAAGCUUUCGAACAAUUGAUGGAAUAAUUAUAUAAUGUAUAAUGAAUAGGAAUAAAUAAAUGUUCCAUUCGUUA
Molecule: messenger RNA, 3033 nt
Organism: Tachysurus fulvidraco (yellow catfish)
Lineage: Eukaryota; Metazoa; Chordata; Actinopteri; Siluriformes; Bagridae
Gene: stat1b
Product: signal transducer and activator of transcription 1b
Exons: 24
Coding region: 180-2384 (734 amino acids)
Biological process (GO): regulation of transcription by RNA polymerase II; cell surface receptor signaling pathway via JAK-STAT; defense response
Molecular function (GO): RNA polymerase II cis-regulatory region sequence-specific DNA binding; DNA-binding transcription factor activity, RNA polymerase II-specific
Source: RefSeq, a predicted model, not a curated record